Molecule: messenger RNA, 24374 nt
Organism: Zootoca vivipara (common lizard)
Lineage: Eukaryota; Metazoa; Chordata; Lepidosauria; Squamata; Lacertidae
Gene: STOX2
Product: storkhead box 2
Biological process (GO): regulation of transcription by RNA polymerase II
Cellular component (GO): cytoplasm; nucleus
Molecular function (GO): RNA polymerase II transcription regulatory region sequence-specific DNA binding
Source: RefSeq, a predicted model, not a curated record
CUCCUCUUCAGGGCUGUAAAUUAAAUAGAAAUCUGAAAAGUUAAAAAAUGCUGCUAUUUGUUGAUAUAGAUGUGCAGCUUGUUACACAAUUUAAAUAUUUUCUUGGCAAAAAAAUGUUAUCUGAACACAAGAUACAGGUAACACUGCCUUCAGUGCCUACCCAAGCAUUUUUGUUUUUGUUUUCUUUGAAAGGCAUGUAUUUCAUGUAGGUUAUUAAACACACACACCAUUUUCAAAGGUUUGCUUUCUGUCAUAGCAUGGAUUGUCCCCCAAAUGCCUGGUUGGUGAGUAGGUGGGAAAUGGAAAUAACAAUGUGAGUUUGCCGUCACACUGAUGCAGAGCCCAAAAGCAACCAACAUUUAAAAUAUGUGUUGGAAAUAGUACACGGUUUGCUUUUACCAAAUUCCAAUCUGUUCUCGAGUGAAGCACUUACGUUUGAAGGGAAAACAUACGAAAAUGUGCGAUCUUAUGCACAUAAAAGAUGUGCUUUGUCACCCUUUGGGCAGCCCAUGUGCUUCAUUGUGCAGUCAGCACAAGGUAAGUCACUGGGUGUAUGCAUGUGGGUGGGUGAAUAAUAUAAUUAUUACAGGACUGAAUUGAAGCAAAGUAUCAAAUAGCAUUAUUACAGAGCAUGCAAAGAUGGGUAUGGAUCAUAAUUAAAACUUAAUAUAGGCCUGGCCCACAGGUUUAUAAUCUAAAAAAGGCAAAAUAGGCAAAAGUGGGGUAUUGGAGGGCAAGGGUAAUACAAAGGAGUAAGAGAAGCUACACUAUUCCUCUAGCAAGUUAUUUCUAUGUUCAAACAUCAUGGACUCAGGCUACAGUUUUGGCUACAGUUCUUGGGGGCAAGGAUUACUCUUGAGCAAGUGUCUAAAUAAUGUCUGCCUCCUUUCUUUUGCCUUCUCUGGGCUUUAGGUGUGAGACUGUUUUCUCAGCCAAAUAAUCAGUACUUUCUCUUUGAGUAAUGCUUCUGUUUUAUGGUGAUACACAUUACAUGUACAAUGAAUGUUUCAGGUGGUGGCCAACCCUUCAUGUGCCCCUGACCCCUGUGUUAUCCUGGCUAGGAGGUUUGAAAAGGGCUUGUUAAUACAGCCACUGGGCAAGAUUCAGCGUCACACUCUUUUAAUCAUUCCAUCUGCACAAGCAUUUCAGUUUUGCCUGAUGGAACAAUCCCUCCCAACCCUUCCAGAGCCCAUUUUGGAGGGGGAGGGGGAGGGGGGCACCCCAUUGCACAAGUGAAAGUCCUUGCACAGGGCUUCUUCCGCUGACGGGUCUAGUUUGGUAAAACCCACCCACUGUACAAGACAAACACAGGAUGUUUGGUGGCAUGGUUGCAAGCCCCCACUACACACACAUGCACAUGUUCUCUCUCUUCUUCCUUCCCCCUUCGACACCUAAAAUGAUAAGACAAAGUGUGGCUUAACAGGACUGCACAGAUGUGUAGCCUCCCAGGAAGAAUCCUGCAGCUGCUAUGCUCUUUUUUUUUUUUACUACUGCAGCAACACUAAUUUGAACUAAUGUGUCAUCUGAAUCGAGUUCAUGGCUAAAUUCUCUUCUUGCCAUCUAUGAGCUGUAGCCAAGAAUAAACCACCAGUCCUAAACCUAGUUUGGCUUACUGUGUUGUAUGAAGCAACUAAAUGUAUUUCCAAGCAAAACAAGUUGCUCACAUUGCUUUUCAGCAAAAGUGCAUGUGUAAUAGCAUCUCAAAAGAUGACUUCCAUGGACCGUUUUACUCCUGCAGUAAUAAGAAUAUUUAUUGUAGACAUGGCAUUUGACCACCAACCAUAUGGCAACCCAUUAACUUUCUAUGUAAAAUAAAACAUGGUUACAGAAACAAACCUACGGACAAAUUAAAUAGUCUUUUGGGCUGGGAUAAAUGCUGGCCUCAACUUUUGUUUUCCACAGUUUUAAAUAUCUAUAGCACAAAGGCCACAAGUUGACAUAUAGAAGCCAGCUGUACUGCAUAUUAUUUUAAAUGACAGCAUGCUAUAAGGGAAGAAGAUAAUAAAUUUCCUCUAGCAAAUGCCAUUACACGGUUUAUCUGCUGUCCAAAUAUAACAGUAGGCACCUGUUUGUCUCUUCCCCCAUCUACAUCAAAGAACUCACUGGCAAGCAGGGCAAGUUACCCUGUGGCUUUUUAAAGCUGCUGUCUGUACAAUCUUGCCUGUAACAAGAGAGCAGCUGUUGAAUGUUUCAGCAUUUUACACCAUGCCUUAGCACAGUUAAUGUUUUAGUUGAGAAACUGAAGGGAAAUAAUAUAAAGCAAAGGGUGCUCAACAGGUGGCCCAAAGACCAUAAUGCUAUUCUCUCUGCUGCUUCAGCUGAUUGGACCCUUCUGAAUUGUUGUUGUUGUUGUUGUUUGUCUCAACAUACAUCACUAUAGUGAUGGUUACCUCUGCUGUUGCUUUGCUGUCCCUUCCAAGUGACUGAUACGUAAACUGUGAAAUGUAUGGCUCACAUGAAUCUUGGCAGUACCAGUGCAGGGCAGUUACAAUGUGGAUGUUUUCAAGUCCCCAAAAUGAGAAGCACCUGUAUCUUCUACAUCCCAGUAUGGUACUCCAGUAUGGUAUGUCUGACACACAGGGGUUGGAGGAAAGUACAGUAAAACAGGAUCCAGUCUUAAGUACAAGUUUGAGAGGACAUCAUUCCUGCCCAUUGGCCAUGCUGGCUGAUGGGAGCUGGGGGUUGAACAGCAUAUGGAGGGCCACAGGUUUUGUACCCCUGCUCUAAGGAUCAUGCCAAAAUUAGUGCACUGUAUUGGUAUAGCACAUUUCUGCUAAAUAUGGCUAAUUAUUCUUACACAUUUCAAAUCAAUUUCAAAAUCAAACAGCAAGACUGAAUAGGGGGCAGAAUCCUCACAGCAGUUUUCAUGUUGUCACACAGCAGUACCUCUUUUCUGAACAUCAAGCUCUUCCUAUCACAAGCUACUUCUUUUUUCAAAGUUGAAAAAGUUUGAAAAGCACCUUGUAGUGCUAUGUGGAGAUGAGCUGCUACCUGAGAAAAAGAAAGUGGUCUUUGCCUUUGAGAUCUUCCAGAUUUCAGGCCCUUGACUUGUGUACAGCCAUAGAACAUGGUUAUGCAAAAUGCAUGAGAAAUGUACUAAACCCUUUCCACUCUGCUUAAGCUCUGUAUAAUGUUGCACAUAUUAUAAGAGCUGGUGAAACUUGUAAAAUCUUAAAUCAACCAGGUGAAACUUGAGGAUAUUUAUAAUACCUGGGUCCCCCCCCCCUGAAAACACAUGCUCUGUACUUUUUUCAGUAGAGAGGCUCUCAGUCCAUCAGAGAGCCAUGAUGUGUUUUUGAGACAAUGUUAGUGAGCACAGCACAGCCCCUUGGUUUAGACUUACUUCCUGGUAAAUUGCAUUGGGUUUCAGCCUUAAUUGCUUUCCUUGCUCUCCACACCUACUCUACAUCUACUUUCCAUAACUAUGCCAUCCCAGUUAUCAUCAUAGCUGUCAAGUUUUCCCUUUUCUCGUGAGGAAGCCUGUUCAGCAUAAGGGAAUUUUCCUUUAAAAAAGGGAGAACUUGACAGCUAUGGUUAUCACCCUCCUCUCCACUACUUACCCUCCUUUGUUAUUUGACUCAUUCUCCAGAACUGCUGUUUUGUGGUUCACCAUAUUUUAACCCAACAGUGUACUUUACUGGUCAGAAAGAAAUUUUAACCCAGAACUGAGAAACGCCUGGCAGGCAGGGGCAGCAACAUUUGCUUUCCCAUUGGCUGAUUCUCACUCAAGCCAAUAUUCAGGGUAAAGGGUGCUGUGAUCCCCCAACAGGAUUUGGCAAAGCCUUACCUUUAGGUGCCUUAGCUACUCCCGUUUGCUAGUAUGUAGAAACUUGUAUGCUGUGAACUGCUCCGAGAUCUUUGAAUGAAGGGCAGUAUACAAAUUUAAGGUAGGUAAGGUAGGUAGGUAGGUAGGUACGCGGGUGGCGCUGUGGUCUAAACCACAGAGUCUAGGGCUUGCCAAUCAGAAGGUCAGCGGUUCGAAUCCCCGUGACAGGGUGAGCUCCCAUUGCUCAAUCCCUGCUGCUGCCCACCUAGCAGUUCAAAAGCACAUCAAGUGCAAGUAGAUAAAUAGGUACCGCUCCGGCGGGAAGGUAAACGGCAUUUCUGUGCGCUGCUCUGGUUUGCCCGAAGCGGCUUAGUCCUGAUGGCCACAUGACCCGGAAGCUGUAUGCCAGCUCCCUUGGCCAAUAAAGCGAGAUGAGCACCACAACCCCAGAGUCGGUCACGACUGGACCUAACAGUCAGGGGUCCCUUUACCUUUACCUAAGGAAGGAAGGAAGGAAGGAAGGAAGGUAAGUAAGUGAAUGAAUGAAUGAAUGAAUGCAUGAAGAUGCAUAAUAAGUGGCAUAAGAGGAAGAAUUUUGUAAUGACACUGAGCAAAAGGGAAUUUUCAUCAUGAGAGAAAGUGGCUGAGGUGCUUGUGGGGAGAAGGUUUUUGGGAUCAAAGGCUCUAUUGAGAACUGAAUGAGAAGCUUUAUUCAUUUUCUACUGAAUAUGAAUAUGGGGGUCUGGGGGCCAAAUGCAGACCUCCAGGCUGCUCUCUGUCUUGGAACUCUCCCCAGGUCACACCUUUCACUGGCUCUGCUAUACACUCCAAACAUGUUUGCCUAGUUUGGAAUGUGUCCUUGAAUUCUGGUAAUACAUCUUGCUUCUCUGAGAGAUGACUGUAAGGAUGGGUGUGUGAGUGUCUAUAGAAACUAGUUCAAACUACGUUUCCCCAUUACAUGCGCAUGUGAAAGACAGGGAAGAAAGAUUAAAUUUACAUCCAUUGCCUCUGUCCUUGCAUGUGGCCCUUGAAAGGUUGCCUGGGAGGGAAUGCAUCCCUUGAACUGAAGAAGGUCCUCCUAGCUCCGUCUUGGUGUGUUCAGCAGCAUCCUAAGAACAGGUUGUGUGCACCUUAUUCAGGUCACAUUUGCAUGGAAAGCUUCUCUGGUUAUGUCCGUGCGAAUGGCAGUGACUGUGGACCCCUCUCUAUGUAUUCAGUCUUCCUUCUCACUGUCCCCUUGUCUGACAUAGAGGAUGGAGUAUGAGCUGAAGAGGAUUAGGAUUUAUUAAAAUGAAGUAAUUGUUCAUGCAAGCAUGGCUGCAGGUAUUUAGGACUGAGGUGGUUUCCUGCUUCACUUUCAGCUCUUUAAAAAAUGCAGGGUAAGAAGCAUGAGCCUUGAGUCAUAGGUUGCCACCUAUGAAAUUUGUACCUGUGAGCACAAGCCUUUGGAUUAAAAAGCAGAAUAGGAUAUAAGUCAGGAAAACCUUUCUUCUCUCAAUGGGACAUUUAGGGAAUGGGGAAUCUAACAAGACUAAAAGUAAUUGUUAAAAUAAACACAUUGUAGAACAAAGGAAAAUAAAAGCUGAUGGAAGAGAAGCACUGCAUUCCUGUUAUUGUGCAUCCCAGAACCACAAGAAGGGAGAGAAAUAUGAUCUGAAAUAAGCUUAAGAGGUUCUGUAAUUAAGCCUGGAUUAGUACAAUAGUAUAAUAUACCUGUUGCCCUUCUGCAAGUAAGUGGCAGACUAGCCUGAGGACGUCUGAAUGGCUCCUGCUUUUAUAUUUGGAAGAUCCUGCUCUUCUAUCAGCAGCCUGGGAAUUGCUUUGCUGUCUCUCUCUGUAUCUCUCAAGUUUUUUUAAAGACAAAAUUUGUUCAAACAUUGCAUCUAAGAAGAUAGACCCUGAAAUGUGUCAAACUGGCAACUUUGGUGCUAAUUCAAUUCCAUCAGUGGAAACAAUCUUAUACGUAUUUAGGAUGGAGACAGCCAAAAGAUUGUGAUUCUUGCCAACUGUUCCUUUUUGUGGCUCCCUUUGUAUAUCUGAUUUGGAUGAUGAUGAGCAUUUUUUGAAAGGGAACAAAUUAAAUCAGUGGCAGACAUCCUGAGAGAGAUGCUGCACUGUGUCCUUUCUUCAUGUUACUUUGCUUAGUGAACCUCGGUAUCAGUGUGGGAAAGACAAAACCUGGGACUUCCUGUAACCCAGUAUUGGGCCACUCAUAAAAGUCAUUUCUUUUGAAAGUGACCUGAAAAGGGAUAGAGGGGAAGCACUACAGCAUUUGUAAUUGCCAACUCAUGUGUAUAAUAAAUCUCAAUUCCUUUUCUCUGUUUAAGAAAUUCCAGCCUCUUCCCUCCUGCUCUUAAGAUUCAGGACUCUUACCAAGUGGUACAUUAGUUGAAGCUCUGUGCCUGCACUCUUUCUGUAUAACAUCCACACUCGUUGGGGCAUUUCUGCUAUAUCCAGCGUAGAACUUUAACCAAUAUAUACAGUAUUUUUUUCACUGAGUAGCCAUCGCCUCUGAACUCCUAAACUAGUUGGUUUUGUUGUUGCUUACUUCAUGUGGAAGAGAUAGGUGGAUGCAGAGCUCUGUUUUCAUGUUUGAGCUUUCCAAACAAAACUUUUCACCAUCUCAGCCUCCCCCAUUUGAACCUUUGAACUCUUUAAGGUUUCAAUUAACAUUAGCAGUUGAAGGCUGAAAUGCGUACAUCUUCUGAUGCUUUUUGCUUGUUAGUCAAGAGGCGGCCUUGACCCCAGACCAAACUUUCCACAUUCAAAGGCUAGAGAAACUGCUGGUGUCCCAGUCAUGCCGAUCUAACACCAGCUUUCAGGCUAAAGAAGCUCGCAAGAACUGAUCCAGUGUCCCAGGAAUGAGCGUUGGCAAAGCAAAUUGACAAUACCAUCCCCCUGCUUCUUGCUUCUAGUAUGUCAUAGACAGAAGGAAGCACUUGACCAUGGGAAAUACAUCUUCAUCUGUCAUGGCUAAAUUCUGCUGAAAUGUACCCUCCGCUAACUUAUUUAAUCUAUUAGAAGCCAUUUGCCUUUUUUGUUUCAACACACUGGGUUGACAUUAUUGGUUGACUUUCUAUUAUGAUCAGUUAAUUCGGUAGCUGCAGCCAACCUAUGAGUGUGCAUUGUGUAGUUAUGAUUGUUUGUCCCUAGCGUGCAUUACUUUGCUCUUACUAGCAGUGAAUUUUAUUUGCUAGUAUAUUUGUUUAUCCAGUCAGUGUGGAGAGAUCCCCUUCUGUCUUUUUUUCAAUGACUGUUUUGAGCUUUGUUAUCAGGGUCAUCUCAACCAUGUCAGGCGCCCGGGCGCUGUGGUGCGGAGAUCGCGCCACGCCCCCGCCCCGCCCCGUUUCUUGUCGCGGCUAGUGGGCGGGCGCAGGGCGCAGCAUGGCUUCCGCACGGCUCUGCUGCGCGACGCCCCCCUGCCAGGCUGGCACCCUGGCGCCCCACACCACCCAGCCUACCCCUAGAGCUGGUCCUGUUUGUUAUUCUGUUUACUUUGGUGAUGCCAGUAAACUAGAAGCUUAUUCAGCCUUAUCUCCAGAUAUUUUAUAAAUCCAUGUAUGAACUUCCAAUAUUUAUUACUUUCAUUAAAAAGAAGCAUCCAUUUAGUCAUGCCUAAUUACUUUUGAAGUUGCACCUUUCAAAUCCAUGACCUUUUAAAAAUGUGAAAUAUUUUGGCAAUAAUGGAUAUAGGUUUUUUUUAACGUAUUCUUUGCUCCAUUACAGAUAUUCCUAUUUAUAAUUAUAUGUACAUAGUGAAAACCUUUCAUUGUUUAAUAUGGCUUUCAACAGGGAAACUGUUGCAGUCUUUCACAGAUGGUUAGCAGUGUAUAUAUAUAGCAUGUAAGUGCUUGUGGAAAUGGUAGUUGUUGUGUUCUCCUUUGUGUUGUACUGGAAUAAAAGUGGGGAACAUUAAGAAGGUGAUGCCUUGAGUGACAGAAAUUUGGCAGCUUGACCUGGAAACCUCACUGAAUUGAAUUUAUUCCUGUUGACUUGUUUGGAGCAAUGACACUGUCGUCCAUUGAAAAUGGUCUCCCAUUGCUUUCCCAUGUGACUUUUUUUGGUUAAAUGAACCCCUGCCACAUUUAGCCUUAGUAAUAUUCUCCAAAAGAUGACUGUGUAAUACCGGUAGAUGGUUCAAUGACUUUUCUGCCAGAAAGAUUGCAUCCACCACUUUUUCUCCUUUUAAGUCAAAGAGAACCAUAUGGCGGUUUUCAUUGGUAAAUUAAACUUGUGCUAAUGGGCAAAGCUACUUCUGGGUCUCUGUGAUGAAUUAAUAGUAAUCUUUAAAACCAAUGAAGGCAAAGCACCUCUUUACACAAUCUGUUACCUUGGCCCAGGGUUAAUGUUUUGAACUCAUUUGAACCUCUGACUUGUUUACAAAUCCAUGGCCGAAUUAGAAGUUGAAAGGAGGUGAAAGGAGAUCCACAACCCCAACCAUAUCUAUGGUCCUUAAUUCACCUUUCUUACAUUACUGUAACGAUCAGCUGAACAGCAGCAAAAUCACCUAUGAAAGGUGAUAUUUAAAAUUCCCUAGAGAAACAUGGUGGCCUUGAAGUUGGUUUAAGAUUCUGACUUGUUCUCAACCCAGUAACUGCAGUUUCUCAGUUUGGAUGAAAUGGGAACUACCAUUUAUAUAUUUUAAGCUGUUGAAAAUUGCAGCAUGGCAAGAAAAGAGGAGGGAAGAAUGUUUAGCAACUUGACGACAAAGUAAUUUUCAGGUGGCAACUUGGGUAACUAAUCUCAUGUAUGUAACAUUAGAUAUGCCUAGGCAGCUUUGAAGUACUGAUGACAUCUCCAUGAAAAUAAGUGGCAGGAAAUGUGUUCUUAGGGACUAGGAAAGGAAGAAGUUCCUCUUAAACGUUUCUAGUCCUAGUGUGGCCUUCAUUGGCUCUGGGGAGCAAAAGCUUUAUAAUGACUAGUGAGCCCAGCAAUGAAGAGAGAGAAAAUGUCCCUGGGUCUUAAUCUGUUACUUUGCAUAUGAAAAGUUAACCCUUUCUGGUCCACACUGAAAAGUAUUGUUGGAAGUUCAAUUUCACUACUCUCGUCCAUUGUUUAUAUAGCAUAAAAUGACUUUUUUAAAAAAAAUAAAGUGAACAGGUGAAUGGCUAAUGAAAGCAUAGAAGUGUGUGUGUGUGUGUGUGUGUGAGAGAGAGAGAGAGAGAGAGAGCUGGAAGGGUAGUACCCUGUUUCUCAUAUUUUAAGACAUACCCAUAAAAUAAACCAUAGCAGGAUUUUUAAGCAUUCAAGGAAUAUAAACCAUACCCCGAAAAUAAGACAUAGUGAUAGGCACAGCAGCAAUACCAGCCGCGGCAGGAGGAGGAAAAAUAUAAGACAUCCCCUGAAAAUAAGCCAUAGUGUGUUUUUUUGAGGAAAAAAUAAAUAUAAGACAUGUCUUAUAAUAUGAGAAACACGGUAGCCUCCAAAGAGGCUCUUUAUGUCCUGAGUGUGACAGAGGCAUGAUAAAUAGGGACUAGAGAGAAAAUCUUCUCUGUGGUCACACCUAAAUUUUGGGACUCUAUACCCUUGGAGAUUUUAUCGGCCGCCUCUUUUAUGGUGUUUCGCCAUGAGGCAAAACCUUUCCUGUUUUAGGUAGCUGUGUGUUUUAUUCGAAGUUUUUUUAAAAAAAAUCUGAUGCCUUACUUUAUCUGCUGUUCUAGUCUAUUUGUGUUAUAUUGUACCUUAUAAAUUUUUAUUGUACUUUAUGGUUGCUUUUGAUUGCUUUCAGCUGCCCAGAGUGGAAUGUAGGCACCAGAUAGAAAUGUUCCUAUAGAUAAAUAAGACCUCUGAAUUGUUUGAUAGUAAAUAAUGUUAUUCCGAAUGAAAAUUAUUGGCCUUAAGAGCUCUUGCGGUUAAAAACAAGCAUAGUUAAAAUUCCUUUUAGUGGAGAGGUAAAAGGGGUGGAGGGGGUGGGGAUGUAUCCCUCUAAGCCUCCAGACAGAGCAGAAUCCUACAGCCUUCCCACAGUCAUGCUCUGGCUGCUUGGGUGCUCUGCAGCUACGGUAGCAGCACAUCCCAAACAGAACCGGACCCCUCUCCUAUUAGUACCCUGCAUGCAUUGUUGUCUCACAAUGAUUGGCUAUUGGACUAGAAACAGCUGUAUCAAGCCUUUGGUUUGCAAAAGAGAUUACAGGCCUUUCUCAUAGAGUCUGAUUGGUUGGCAGUGUGUGCUCUGAGAGAGAGAGAGAGAGAGAGAGAGGGACCAAAGAAGUAGGGUGGUAGUAGUAGUAGUAGUAGUAGUAGUAGCAGCUGCUUCUAGGCAGUUUGAUUACUUUUGUCCUAGAGUUCUUCUCCAGCUGUCAAAUGAAUGGGCUCCCUCCACCAAUCUCUCUCCCCAUGCCACCCCACCCCCGUUCCAACAUCAGUGAUUGUUUGGGCAGGCUAAGAAAUCUAGCAGGCGGGUUUGGUUUCAAAAAACAAAACAAAACAAAAAACAAAGACGUUCCUGUUUUUUCUUUGUAAGAAAAAGAAAAGAGAGGAGGUAGAGGCUGGAUUGUUAUUUAAAAAAUAAAAAAAUACAACUUUGUAUGUAAAUACGCACAAGCUGAUUAUAGGCUGGGGCACAAGCGAAGGUUUGGGUGAGCCCAGGGCUAUUUUACAUGAGAAUGUGCAGCCCGACUGGCUGAGCGCGUCUAACUUAAGGCAGCUCCUUGAUUAGCAUAAGACUGGGUGGCUGCCUUGUUUCCUGCCUUCAAUAGCUAUUCACUGUAGUCGAGGCGGAGAGGAGCAGGGAGGCAAGGCAAGGCAAACGCACCGGAUUUGCAGAAAGCAAAGCGCGUUGGGCUUAAUCUCGCGGUCCGGCUGCCCCCCAAGCCUGGAGGAGCUGGCACGGGUCGACGGGCGCAAACGUAGGCAAGCACAGGCGGUGAUGGGAAAAGAGGAAUAAGCGUGUAUGCGAGAAGGAAGGAAGGAAGGAAGGACGGCAGGCUGCAGGAGCCUGGAAGAGACGGGACUCGGGAGCCCUCGGCCAUGAUGACCAUCUGCAUCGAGCACCAUCGCUGCUGCCUAUCACAGUUGGCCGAGCCUUUCUGUGCUGAAUCGACCUAUUGUUUUGGGACCCCAGAGCUUCCACGCUGCAGAUCGCUUCUCUUCUCCCCCCCUCCCCCUUUUUUCCGGUCGCUCUUCUCCUCCUCCUCCUCCUCCUCCUCCGCCACCGCCACUACCCCCCCGCUUUAGAAGCCACAUAAUUUGCCUCUCCUCCACUUGACUCUGGAAGCUACAAGCCGGGCUUGAGCGCCAAUGAAUUGUAAUGCAUUGUGGGACGUGUGUAAAAGAAUUGGAUUUUUCCAAGGGGGGAAAGGAAAGGACCUGCGGUCUGCUUGAUGGACAAGGUAGUAGCAAAAUGUUGCUUGCAGAGCCGACCCGAGCGGUGCCUGUAAAGAGACGUGUGUAAAACGAGUGCAGCGAGCAAGCUGUGAGGCCUCCUGGCUCAUGCCGCCGCCGCCGCCGCCGCCGCCGCUCGUGGUGGAUUAGACUGCAGGUAGCCUCAAAAUGAAGAAGACGCGAAGUACAACCUUGCGGCGGGCCUGGCCUAGCUCUGAUUUUUCUGAUCGCAUGAGGUCCCGCAGUGAAAAGGACUACCGCCUGCACAAACAUUUCCCCCCAGCUUUCCUUUCCCAGGCUUCACGGGGCUACAUGACAUCUGGUGAUGUAUCGCCCAUCAGUAUGUCUCCCAUCAGUCAAUCACAGUUUAUCCCACUUGGGGAAAUCCUUUGCUUGGCCAUUUCUGCAAUGAACUCAGCACGAAAACAAGUCACGCAAGAAGCGCUAAUGGAACACCUAACAACCUGUUUCCCAGGUGUUCCAACGCCAAGUCCAGAAAUCCUUCGUCAUACCUUAAACAUGCUGGUACGGGAGAGGAAAAUAUACCCAACACCAGAUGGCUACUUCAUUGUGACCCCACAGACUUAUUUUAUAACACCAUCCCUUAUAAGAACUAACAGUAAAUGGUACCAUCUGGAUGAGAGGAUACCUGACAGGUCUCAGUGUACCUCUCCACAGCAAGGAACUAUAACGCCUUCCACCUCGGGCUGCGUCAGAGACCGAACAUUACCCAAAAACCACUGCGACUCCUGCCAUUGUUGUAGAGAAGACAUGCACAGCAUACAUGCCUCCACUCUACAGAGGAAAUCGGCAAAAGACUGCAAGGACUCCUACUGCCCCCCUUCCAUGUGCCAGGUGCCACCCACUGAAAAAAGUAAAAGUACUGUAAAUUUUUCGUAUAAAACAGAGACACUUACAAAGCCUAAGGAUGGAGAAAAGCAGUCUAAGAAAUUUGGGCUAAAAUUGUUUCGACUAAGCUUCAAAAAGGACAAGACAAAACAGCUGGCCAACUUUUCUGCCCAGUUUCCUCCAGAAGAAUGGCCUUUGAGGGAUGAAGAUACCCCUACCACUAUACCGAGGGAGGUAGAGAUGGAGAUUAUUAGGCGUAUUAACCCAGAUCUAACUGUGGAAAAUGUCAUGAGGCACACUGCACUAAUGAAGAAACUUGAAGAAGAAAAAGCUCAACGAAGCAAAGCUGGAUCUUCAGCUCACCAUAGUGGGAGAAGCAAAAAGAGUAGAAGUCAUAGGAAGUCUCAUGGGAAAUCUCGGUCACAUAGCAAAACUUGGGUCUCUAAAGGAGAUCCUUCAGAGGGUUCCCAUUUGGAUGUUCCGGGUGAAAGAGAGUAUGAUUUCUAUGAUCCCCUCACAAGGUCCCCACGGGAAGGCUGUUUCAUAAUAGAACACAAGAGGGACAAUUUUAUUAUGCACAGCAGCCCUAACGUUCUUGAAUCUCACUUUCCUAUGACACCUGAAUGGGAUGUAUCUGGUGAACUAGCCAAAAGGAGAACUGAAAUGCCUUUUCCUGAACCUUCAAGGGGAAGCUCCCAUUCUAAGGUCCAUCGAAGCCACAGCCAUACGCAGGACCGAAGAUCAAGGAAUGAGAGGUCUCAUAAAGCCAAGGAGCGGUCUCGAUCGAUGGAUAACUCCAAAGGACCUCUGGGUGCUCCUUCUUUAGGUACACCUGAAGACAUAGCUGAAGCUUGCAGUCAAGAUGACCAAACAACCAGCCAAACGUACAUUGACGAUAGCACCUUAAGGCCUUCUCAAUCACUCAGUCAUCAAAGGGCUCUUAUGUCAUCUGUAAACUACAAAGAAGUAGUUAAACCUGAAAAGACUGGUGGCAAUUCAGAAACUCCCAUUUCCUGUAGCCUCUUGGAACAAAGCAAGCCAGCCGAGAAUUUGCCCCCGUACAAUGAGCUCAACUCCUGUACAACGAAAUCAGCAAUUGAUGAUUAUUUUCAGUGCAACACUUCUAGUGAAACUGUACUUACUGCUCCUUCACCUUUGGGGAAAAAUAAAGAAGACCACGACACAGUGAUUUUGACAGAAAGCAUUAAAAAAGUGUCUCCCUCGGAAAGGCAGUCUCAGCACAUAGCCAGAGAGUCUGGGGUGCACAAAGAGGAGUCGCCUAAAGGGCCAAACAGCAGUGGUGGACCAGUUGCAACUAGCCAAACCCCCGAAGUGAUUGCAAAUGGCCGACUGGUUCAACACCACAACACGGAAUCUAGUAGCCUUGAUAAGAGGAAAGAAAUAUUUAGUAAAGACACACUUUUUAAGCCUCUCCACAGUACUCUGUCUGUGAACAGUUUUCACAAGCCUGGUGUGCCACUACUAAAACCUCAUCAAAAGACACCUUCUGAUGCAUUGCCAGGCAGAUGCGACAAACUCGAGCAAGCUAUGGUAACCUCAGUAACACAAGUCAUACCUGUUUCACAGAGACAGCAAGAAACAGCCGGGAACCAAGAGGCAUCCUUUGACUAUUACAACGUAUCGGAUGAUGACGAUUCUGACGAAGGGACCAAUAAGAACGCUGAAGAAGAAAAGAACCGGGAUGAUGUGGGCACUAUGCAGUGGCUUCUUGAGCGGGAAAAAGAAAGAGACCUGCAAAGGAAGUUUGAGAAGAAUCUGACCCUCCUUGCUCCAAAGGAAACGGAAAACAGCAACAACCAGAGAGCCACACAUUCAGCAAGACUGGACAGCAUGGACAGCAGCAGCAUCACCGUCGAUAGUGGGUUCAAUUCGCCACGUACUCGUGAGAGCUUAGCUUCCAACACGUCAAGCAUUGUUGAAAGCAACAGGCGCCAGAACCCAGCUCUCAGUCCUGCACAUGGUGGUGCAGGUCCAGUGUUCAGCUUCCGUGCAACUGCUGACCCGCCAACAAGCGAAAAUGAAAAACUGCAGAAACCUGCUAAUUGCCUGCAAGCUUCUGUUACAAGUGUUUGAUAGUGCUUCUGCCUCAGAUCUUCUGUCUCAUCCUAUACAGCAAAGUUUACGACACUGGGACUGAUGUUUACGUCUUUUGGAGGGGGGGGGGAAACCAGGCAUCUCAACCGCACAGUUUUUGUGUCUACCUAAACUGUGUUGCUACAUAGGCUAGGGACAACAAAGAAAUCUUUAUUUCAAGGUAUUGCUUUUCACAUUUUGCGGCUCUGUAGCAAGAGAAUAGCAGUAGGGAUAAUAUGUACACUUUUGCUUCACUUAAUCGUAACUGAGCACAUAUAUGAAAGUCUAGACACUGUAAGUGUAACCUGCAUUUUCAAUGUCAUGCAGUUGCCAACUUCAUUUUAAAAUGCCACAGAUAUGUGAUGCCCCCUACCACUGGUUAAACUAUUUGCCACAGAGAUGGUUCUUUUCCUUUAUAAACUGAGCCUUCGUUGAAAGUAAACAACUAAGGGUCACCUUGAGGGAAAACAAUGCGAAAUGAGUCUAGGAAAGACCUCAGCUCUACCUGUGAAUUAUUUAUACAUCUGUCAUUUUCACUGUGAGUCUUCAUGACAUGAUCUUACAAGAAUCCAUAGCAAACGUAAGUCAAAAGAGGUCGCGUUUUGGGGAAGAGGUGGGAAAUAAUGGAGAUGUUAUCUAUUUUUACUUUUAUUUUUUUAAAGUAUGAGAUGUUUACCUAAAACUUAAUUCUUAAUUUCCCCUAGUUGAAAGCAGGGAUAUAAGACUUUGAAUUGAAGGUGAGGAAGGAGAGACCUAACUUUGAUUGAGGCACAUCACUAAGUGAUAGAAGAGGUAACAGGUGUUUUUGGUUUUUAAAAAUAUAAAAGGCAAGUAAAGUGAUCACUUUUUAAAUGUGUCACUCCAGUUGUUACCCCAAAUUAUUAUUAUUAUUAUCAAAGUAAUUUGUUAAGAAGAAGAAGAAGAAGAAGAAGAAGAAGAAGAAGAAGAAGAAGAAGAAGAAGAAGAAAGCUCUUUGUGAUACAAAUGAUGAAUUAUGGCCUGAAGGGUUGAUUUCUUUCUAUGGAAGGACAUAUUAUAUUUUUAUUUUAUGUAGCUUUUAGAGUGCCUAAAUUAGGCUAUUGAAACUAGCAUACACUGUAGAGAAAAGAUUUAGAGACUUAAUAAACUUCAGGCCUUUUAUUGAAUUACAUUUCUUUGUGAGGAAACAUUGUAUGGAAAUACUUAGUUUAAAAAUAAUCAUGAGUUUUAAAUGUGUCCAGGUGGAUCACUGAUGAAGAGAGAGAUUAUUUGUUUGAUCCGAGAAAAUGAGAUAUUCAUUGAUGUACUCAAAAGUUUGCUAAGUUUUUCAUCAACAAAGGUUAGUUCAAUAAAAGACAUCGUGUUACCUCUUUUGUGAGUCUCACAAAGUUGAUAGCAGAAGUUCUGUAUCCACAGGUUUAUUAUAUCUAAUGUGUAUGUCCUGAAAUUGCUAAUCCAAAGUAAUCUAUUUUUAAAGAAAAGUAUUCUAGAUUAAUGUUUAGAGAGAUCUGCAAUUUCAAGAGUAAACUUGAAAAGUAUAAAGGGCCAAAUUCUGCUGUCUGUUAUUUAUGCAACCCAGUACUGCAUAAAUUUUGUUUUCAAACAAUCAUAAUGGUGGUACAAGUAGAAUAAUAAAACACAAUAAGAAAGAUCAGAAGCAGUGUAAAUUGUUGUAUGGAUUGACAUUUACACUAUCUGUCUUUUGUUGAUAUCCAGGUGAUAUAACCAAGCAUACCAUUAAAGACGGUAUUUUCAUCAGGUACUGGUGAUGAUUUGUAUAACCUGUUCAAGCUUCACUUGUGUUCUGUGUUGUCUUCUGAAAGUGCACUCUUACCUUAAACAGUUUUAAACAGCUUUCAGGUGCUUAUUAAAUAGCUUUACAAACACUAGGCACAAUUGGUUUCAGUUUACACCGGGGUAAAUCAGUCCAUUGCAAAUCCAGGGCACUCUGGUACAUAUGCAGGGACUCAGAUGUGUGUUUAGUACCAAACAAACUGGAGCUCUUCCUUUAACUUUAGCGUUAGGAAAUGCUCCAUACAUGAAAUCCCAUUGUGCACACUGAGCCUUCUGGGUCCUGUGAAGCUUUGAGUUGUAGCCCUGCUAUCUGGAACAACCAGUGAAGAAUCAGGCCUAGAUACUUGCUUUAUUAUCAUAUAUAUAUAUUUGCUACAAGUAGUGAGAUGGCUCAGUGCAUAUAAUGGAGAUUAUUAUGCUGCUUGGUUGGUUAGUUACUUGGCCUCCUGCCUUAUAAAUACCUUUGAAACUAUGGUAUAAUAACCUAGAAAUGCAUUGCCUGACAAAUCUCAUUCCUUACAUAGGUAACUCUGGGAAUAUUUAAUACAUGCAGGUUCCAGAGUUAUUACGUUUUGGGGAGGAAAUUGCUAUAAUGCUAUACAGUAGCAAUGUAUGGGUUGUUGUUUUUUAAGACAUGCUCUGAUAUUUAUAGUAUGCAUCAAUUCACUACAAUUGCUGGAAUGAUAUCAGAAUUCAUAACUGAAAGUAAAAAUUAAAAUGCGGUAUAAAAAUGUGAAUGAGGAAGAUAUUACCAUGUAUGGGAAAUAUGCUUCCAUUAGUUAAGAUUAUUGAAAUGGAUACAUUAAGCAGUUAUACAAAAGACAUCAUUCCAGUGUUUUAACAAUAAAUUCUCCCUCGGCUGACAUUUAAAGGUCCCCAAAGAUGAGCUUUUAAAAGGUUCUGUUAAUAUUGGCAUGGCUAUUGGCCAAUAAUAUGUUUGUGGCAUUUUAUUAGCAUUAAUGUGAAUCUCGGAACAUGUUAUAUAAAUGAAACUUACAAAAAGAAACAUUAUUAAUGUGCAUUCUUUUAAAAAAGAAAUAUAAAGAAAGUCCAUUUUGAGAUUAUAGACAUAUACUCACAGGAGUGGAGCUUGAGUGUUUUCAUCACUGUUAUCCUGUGAUGAAAUCAUGAUGACCUUAUAUUGCAUGGUUGAUCAUCUAUCAUCCUUCUAAUGUAUCAACUUAAAGGUUUACAGAACCAGAAUGCGUUGAAUCUCUAUGUUGUGUUCAACUUUAAAGGGUCAACACAAAUCUGUCGGCAUUUUGCACACUUGAUAUGUAUUAUUAUAAUACAACAUGUUACUUUUAUGGUAAAAUUCUUUUUUACACAUAUAACUACCUCCAUGAAUUUGAUGAAAUGCAGCAACAUGUCUUUUUUUAAAAAAGGGUAUUGUUAAGAGCGACGUUUAAACUUUAUGAAGAAAUAGGCCAUGACGUUCUCUUGUGUGUCGAUGCUUGCAUAUGAAGUCAUUUUUCAUUGCCAUGAUUUCCUGUUACUGUAUUCAAUUGGCUUUUGGCUUUAGUAGUACGAGAUUUUAUACAAGGGUCAUAGAAUCUUUUAGAUAAACAAAGGGGGGGGGCCUCAAAUUUGUCCUUUGUCUUUCCAUUUCUGCUGAAGUUUCUACCUGGUAGAAAGUCUAGUGUUGCUUGUACUUUAGAAGCCUGUUAAAUAUAUACAGUAUAUGGAAUAUGAUUGGCAGUUUGCGGCUUAGCAGAAGACACACCGGGUACUUUACUGCCUCCAUUUAAACUCUUUGGGCCCUAUUCUGCCUUCAUUUAUGGCAACAUAUCAUGCCAGAGUUUAGCUUAAAUCUUUGCAUUAUCUGCCUCCCAAGUGGGCCGCUGGCGUAAUACGCUCUCAGUUUUCUCAAUCAUGUGCAUCUUGGGGGUUGAAUUCUAUAGAGCCCAAUAUUUUUCACAAUGAGAUAAAUAGUCUGAGAUUCUGAUAUUAGUGUUAAUAAUAACAGAACCACCAAAUAAGCCGUAGGAGUGUUUUUCCUUUAAACAUACAGUAAAAAGAGCGAGGAACAGUUAAAGUAUCUUCAGAAGCAUCUUUUGCGAGGUAAGCGCAUUGAGUGGCAGCUUCCCUUCAAAGCUAUGAUUUCUCUAUAAAUAUGCUAGAUAUAUUUUUAGGGAGUUGUUCAGCUAAAUCCAUGCCAUUAUCACUCACACAGAAAUCCAAAACAAGAUUGGAGGAGCAUAUUGUUAGAACCUUUUAACACCGUUAAAAUAAUACUGGCUUUAUUGUAGUCAGGGCUGUGAAUGUUCUGUACCUGGGGAAAAAAUCCCAAUUCUACAGCAAAGUAAUCCAGAUUCUGUACCAAGAAGAGCCAUCUCCUGAGAAAUAAAUAUGUUUUCCCUGCAUCCGCUACCCAUAGAAGAAGGAGAGGGAGGGAGAGACACAUAGGAUUGAAGCCACACACAUCCCAACCACUGGUAGUCGUGUGCAGAGCCAUUCUAAAAAAUUUAGAUUUCCCGUGUGUAUUUUUGAACCUCUGUUUGCAGAGAUUCAUAGGAUGCUGACUCUCAUGCAGCACCCAGAUUCCAGUCCACACGUGCGGUACUGUCAUGGACACACAGAAUAAAUAUAGUCCUGAUUCUAAUAGGCAGAUUAGCACAAAUAGCUGUGUGGUUUAAAAGCAUUCUUGCCUUCAGUAAAUCACCAGCCAUGUCUGUCAAUCGGAAGAAGUAGCAAUUAUUUCCCUCCCCGCUUUCUUGGUGGGGCGGCGGCAAAUUUUUGCUCUAAAGAGCUGUUCAUUAAAGAUUGGGAAUGCACUGAUACUGUACUUUUUCCUGAGAAUCUCAAGCAUUUUGCAAACUUAACUAGUAGAAAUAAACUCCAUUGCAGUCAGUUUCCAAGUCAAUGUAGCCAAGUUCCAAACCCUCUCAAAUACAGGGUUUCCCUCAUCCUGCUUGUUUGACUGCCUAGUAACAAUGAACAUUUGUUUAAUAUUUAAAAUUAAGUUCAGAGUUAACAUUACAAAGUUAGUUUUUAAGCUGUCUAAGAAAAGAAACCGUUUUGGAACCUUGAAGUGGCCCUUACUACAGUGCCAAAAUGUUUUAUCUUCCAGCAACAUAGCCAUUCUCACUAGUGAAAAAGAACUAAAAUUACUACACACAAGAGAAAUACUAAAAUGCAUAUUUUGAACAAGCCUUUUCCAAAUGUGAAAUCGCUGUGUUCAGUAAAUUAGAGACUGCUGUAGUUUAUAUUCCUCUCUGCUCCUCAAAGAAUAUUUCCAACUAAUUUCGUUAACUUAAAUAAAUCACUUUUAAGUUAUAAUCUUAAAGAUAAUCAUCCCAAUCUACAGUAGUUCAUUUGAUUUAUACCCCUCUGCUUCCAAAAUGUAACACUCCUCUUUACCCAUUAGACAAUCAAGGCAUGCUUUCUUUUGCCUAACAGGUGACCAUCGCAGCAUCCACUUUGAGAGAGAGAGAGGUUUCUCCUCUCUGUCUUUUGAGCUUGCUCUGCUGGGUUUGGGCAAUGGAAUGAAAUAAAAGUAUAAUGAGAUGUCACAGCCAUGUUAGUCUUUUGCAAGUGAAGAGUGUUCUGGUACCUUAAAGACUAAUAAAUGUAUUGUGGCAUCAGCUUUCGUGGCCCACAGUCCACUUCAUGCACAUUCCACAGAGCAGUUGUUAGUCUUUAAGGAGCCACAACACUGUUUUGUUUUCAUUCUAGUUCCACCUUCGCUUUCAUUCGUGUGAAAUUAGCAGAAAAUACGUAAGCCUCUGUGCUUUGAAUCCGUUUCAGUAUUUCAGUUUUAAGAACAUGUCAUGAAAAUGGUCCCAGAUCAGCCCAAAGGGGUGUGAGCAUGGAGGUGUUUUGUGACAUGUAUUCACAAAAUAUAGCAUGAGAGGGAUGGAUUGUCUGUUAAACUAAAUGUGUAGUACAGCAGGCCUGUCGCUCACAAUAUUACAGUCUGCCUUGGAUCUGCAAGGACAUGGGGCUCAAAUCUAAAGUGCCUGAUAGACUCAGUACAUGACUGCUGGUCCAUCAUCGUUCGGUUGGGGGUGAGUUAGUUGGCUUGUUAUGGCCACAGCCCAAGUGGGACUAUGAUGGAAGCAUUUGUAAGUAUCCCAUAGUUAAUAGAAAAUACAGUGACAGUUCCAGCAUCAUGUGACUGAGAGGCAGAGGCCGUGUUAACCACUUUAGAAAAGUUUAAAAUAACAGUAGCCUAUGCAGCCUAUACAGUUAGUGGACAAGAAUAGUUAAUGAUGAGAGAGAAGUUGUUUUGGUCCAUCUAGCAGUGGCAGAAGCAAAGUACUUCUGUUGGGAGAUGGUUCCCAGGUCACAGCUUAUCAUAGAGCCAUUGUGUAUCAUAUUCUGCAGCUGCCAGACUCCUAUCAUGCCAAGUAUAUGAUGCAUAAACACAAACUCACCAGAGUGCCUCCACUUUGAGUUGUUCUGCAUCAUAAAAAGUACCCUAAGAAACAUUAAGUAAACUUUUCUUUUCUCAUUGACAAACUCUCUCACAUACCCCUUGAUGCUAUUCCAUAAUGAUUCGCAACAAUACUGUGAUUAGAGGUUAUAGACAGCUUAAAAUAUAUCAGACACCCACCUGUGAGCAUGAAUGAUAGGGCCCUUUGAAUAAUUGGCACAGAUGUUAACUUCUAUAUGAACAGGAGACUUGGAUUAAAGGGAUCAUAAUUCUGCAGGUAACCUGUGAGUGACUGAAUGUGGUUGUUGCUUUAGGUUUAAAUGAGUUAAUAAAUGCAAGUGGGACUUACUGUAUGCUAGAAGGGAGUUUUGCAACCAAGACUGCCUUGUAUAAAUGUGUUUGCACUGAAAAAAAAUUAAAAUUACUUGGUCUCUGGUUGCUGUAAAGGUCAUCCGAACUGGAUGUUCUGUUUAUAUUGUAUAGUAUUUCAUAUGAAAUAAUACAGUUCAUGAAAUGUCUUCCCUUAACGUUACUGAUUUAUAACAGCACAUUUGUGACAUGGUUUUUAUUGUGUCAGUGUACCAUAUUGUAAAUGAUGAUAACUUGUCAUGCUUAGUAUAAUAACUUAAAAGGAAAAAAAAGGACAGGGAUUUUUGUAAGUCUAUAUUUGAAAGUCCCUCCAUAUGGUAAUAUUGUGUUCAUGUUGUUUAUGUAGUGUUGUGUGAAAUAUCCAUUUUGGAUUGUGUUACUUUUUAAAAUAUUAAAUAACAUUUGGUUAUAUGUUACGUUUUCAAGUCUUUUUUAUUUUAUUUUGCAAAUGCCACUGAUGUGAGGAAAACGUGUAUGCUAGUUGCGUUUUGUGUUUUCAGUCCAUUUUAUCAUGUUCAUGUUAUACUUUUUCUGUGUUAGAAACUAAAAUGUUUUUUGAGCAUAUGAAGCUGCCUUAUAACAUCCAAUCACUGAGCCAUCCGAACAUCCACGAGUAUGCUCGGGGGAUAGUUGAGGCUUGUGGGGUAAGAUUACCUCCUUAGAAUUUUACUUUCACUUCUGCAAACCUUGGUGUCCCAUCCCACCCCCACCCCCCAGCAUGCUGAUACACCCCACUUUUGUUUCUUCUUGGACCGAUUUUGACUUCCAUGUAGCUAGUACUCCUCAACAGAGUUCAUCAUUAGAAGGAGUGAUCAGUUAAAUUUUGCUUACCACCACACACCCUUAGAAGGCUAACAGAGUCAUAGAGUUGUAUUAUACCUCAAAGGUCAAUUAGUCCAAUCUCCUGCUGAUGGAAUAAAUAAAGCAUUCCUAAUAGGUGGCCAUUUAGCCUCUGCUGAGAUACCUCGAACAAUAAUAUAUUCAGGGAAUUUCCUUUGGGGGGGAAUACAAAUAAAUAUUUAGAAAAUGUUUGGUUUAAGAGAAGAGGUAAACUUACAAAUGAACUUGCAUACGAGAAGCUUGGAAAUUGGUUAUAGGCUUAACUAAUAACCAGUACACAAAUAUUGUUUGUUUAUAUCUUGUCUUUGAGGAUGCAAAUUCUAACCAAGGUGACUUACAAGUAAAAUGAAAACAACAAUAAUAAAUUCACAAGACAGUAUUAUUGCAUACAUCAGGACUGUUCCCACAUGGCAGUUGGUGACAUGAAAUUGGGUACCUUGAACCGACUCUGAGGGUUUUUGUUUUUGUUUAUAUAUUCUGCAGUUAUAUAUUACGCUUGAUUCCAACUUCGCCUCCAUAACCCCAGAGUUUCCCCCAGGCCUUCCAACCCAUAUCCUAUGCGGGCUGAGGAAACACUGAAAUUUGGGCAUGUGCUUUAUAUAUUUUUAAAUCUUAGUUCGAUAACAAACCUCUUUUAUAGCUUAUCUUAAGCUGCAGAGCACAUUAUCUGGGGUAGAUGUAAAAAAGAUUUGAAAUUACUGUUAUUCUAGAAUAUAGACUGAGAACUUAAACUCAAUGAUGUGUUUGUUUUUCUAUCUCCCUUUGGAGAGAUUCUGUUCUGUUCCCUUUUUCUUUUGCGUUGACUUAACAGGCUGCUUCCAGUAAUGAAAAAAUAUUGGACUGGGAUGGAAUGUGAUCCACUCAGCACACCUGGCAGCUGAUGCUGUGAUUCAUUUGAACCCAGUCUUUGUCAGUAAGUAAAAUCUCGCAAUGUGCUUGGAUGGAUGGAUGACUUAGUAUCGAAUUGGACCCUGCUGUUGUAGGUACUGGGUGCACCUGACACAACUUUCUAUAUUUACAGGAAUUAACCUUUGUGACCUAUAACUUGUAGAACAAAAACAGUGACACUAUUUUCACUGUAUAUACAGACACCAUUUUGUGAUGAGCUUACUCUGUUUAUCUUCAGAUAUUUGCAGGUAAGGAAUCCCUUUCCCUCAAGUAUGUGAUAUAUUUACCGUAUGGUGCUACAAAAUAUCAAAAAACAAAAAUCCUGUUUAUCAUUAAUAACAACAUGUUUUAGCUUGGGGUUUUAUAAAAUAUCAUUAUAGAGCAGAAUGUUUUCCCGAACUUGUUUAUUUCCCUUAUGGGUGACUUAUCUCAUUACCGGUAGCUUUAGUUCAGUCAUGUAUUUUUUCAUCUCAUAUUUCAUGCCAUGAAGAUGUGGCUUAUGUUAAAUCACUUCAUUGAGUUAUUCUAGCUCUGUGUUGCCCAAACACAUAAUCUAUUCAAUGAGAGACAACUAAUGCCCUUGUCAGCGCAAGGUUUGUUAUGACUCCUUUUGUAAACUCUGGGGGGUCCCAUAUGGAUGUAGGCUAGGAGCCAUUUUGGAGAGCUACCACCAUGCAGCUCUUAGGGCUGCCCUUCUACCUUCCUCUGCUAACUGCCACGAUAGAACAGUCUUGCCCUAAGGGAAACAGGGAAGAAGUAGAUAAGCAUCUUCAAAACAAAAACAGUUGCUUUUUCUGUUUGAUUGGUGCUUACUGUUUUUAUAAUUUUUUUGUAAAUUGCUUUGUGAGGUGGACCUGAAAAGUGCUGUAAGGGAGGAGAACAGCAGGGAGGGGCAGCGGGAACCUCAGCGGUAUGAAGGAAAAUAUUGGUUUUUAGCUACAUUGGUAAAAUUAGGUGGGAAAUGAUCUUACCUCAAAAGUUGCAAAGAGGGAAGCUGAGGAAAAUGCAUUCAAAGUGAGCAUUUCACUCACCUUCCUUCGACACUGGGGAGCUGGAGGACAGUUGAGAGUGACAGAAAAACUGAAAAAACCUUACCUAAAACAGACCAGUAUCCUGGACAGAGGGGAACAUGUUCCAAAGGGAUAAACAGUAGACAAUGGUCCAUAAAAGAACAAAAAAGUUACGUUAAAAGAGCAACAAUUUAAAGUUUGAAUAAAUGUGGGAACUUAACCAAUAAGGGAUGACAGAUGUGUGUGUGAGGGGGGAAAUUAUGUGAGUGAAAGUGUGUUGAGAGCAGUGUGUCUAAAGAAAAGGAAGAGCUAGUAAUUUAGAAAGUUAGAAGAAUAAACUCAGUGAAAGAACACAUUCUGCAGUUCUAUGGUUCUGUGUAUUGAAAGUAUGUUCACAUAUUUCCUUCACAAAGGCCCUUCCACAUUUCCAAUAACAUUUGAGUGCCAUAUGUAUACUCAUACAUGAAUCAUAGAAUCAUAGAGUUGGAAAAGACUACAAGGGCCAUCCAGUCCAACCCCCUGCCAAGCAGGAAACACCAUCAAAGCAUUCCUUGACAUAUGGCUGUUGAGCCUCUGCUUAAAGACCUCCAAAGAAGGAGACUCCACCACACUCCUUGGUAGCAAAUUCCACUGCCAAACAGCUCUUACUGUCAGGAAGUUCUUCCUAAUGUUUAGGUGAAAUCUUCUUUCUUGUAGUUUGAAUCCAUUGCUCCGUGUCCGCUUCUCUGGAGCAGCAGAAAACAACCUUUCUCCCUCCUCUAUAUGACAUCCUUUUAUAUAUUUGAACAUGGCUAUCAUAUCACCCCUCAACCUUCUCUUCUCCAGGCUAAACGUACCCAGCUCCCACAUGAGUUUACCCUGUGCAUACUCGUGUUUAUACCAGGUCCAGUAAACAUUAUGCACCCAUUUCUUCUUAACAGUGAAUAGAUGCCUUAGUUGAGCCUAGACAUGUAGGCCCCAUUUUCACAUUCAAGAGAAGAUUGCUUAAGCCCAAGGCUCACACAUAUGCUCUGCAAUUUGUGCAGCCUAACAUGUUGAGGCAAUGUGUGAACCAGUCCCAAAUUAAUCACAAUAUGCAUUAAAUAUA